This is a messenger RNA of Papilio machaon (common yellow swallowtail), 2348 nucleotides long. It is a transcript of the gene Tmem214, whose product is annotated as transmembrane protein 214. The record is from RefSeq and is a predicted model, not a curated record. The transcript has 10 exons. The coding region runs from base 109 to 2103 and encodes 664 amino acids. Gene Ontology annotation, cellular component: Golgi apparatus; endoplasmic reticulum. NCBI's taxonomy places the organism in Eukaryota, Metazoa, Arthropoda, Insecta, Lepidoptera, Papilionidae.
UUUGACACUUUUUGUUAUUUGAUUUGUUUUUGACGUGUAACCUGUCGCUUUCCCUUUAUUUACAAAAAUUGAAUAAUUUAGUAAAAUCAAUUUUGAAACUCUAUAAUAAUGUCGAGUGGCCAAUGGGAAGUUGUCGGAAAAAACAAGAAAUCCCAAAAUGGUAAAGUAAAAACGGGAAAAGAUGACGAGAAGAAGCCCCAUAAAAAUUUGCCGAAACUUGAAGAUAUUGUUCCACACUCUCAAAUAAAAUCAUUUUACGCGGGUAUGGAAAUUGAUGACACUAAAAAGCCGCCAAAAGAUAAAAAGAAGGAUGGCGAGAAAAAGGGUAAAAAGGACAAGAAAUCUGAGCCUCCGAAACCAAAACCGCCAAAAACUAUUGAGGGUGCAUUAGAAGCCAUUGACCCAUCCGAACUUGCGAAUAUAAUAACAUCCAAUAAGAUUCGAUUUUCGAAUGCUCCAUUAGUAUGGUUGAAAGAAGUUGCCAGUUUUCUAAAUACAAAGAUACAAAUUGAUGUUGAAGAUCCAACUUUCUCCAAUUACGAUAAUCUGUAUCCAUUGAGUGGUACUCCUGUUGAUAUAAAGACCAGUUUGGAGAAGUUGCUACAGGAUGCUGGGAAAGCUAACAUACAGCUGUUCUUUGAUGUCACUCUUACAGCUUUGGCUAAUGACAUGAGUAGAGGUCAAGCAGUAAAUGGCCAUAGAUUACUUCUUCAAAUGAUGGCACAUGAGUACCCAGAGUUUUGCACAGCAUCAAUAGCCAAGAAUGCCAGUCUUAGGAAUUCUUAUCAGAACAGACCACCUAUUGGUCUAUCAUUGCUCUGGGCUUUUGGUCAAGGUGGCCUAAAUGAUUUUGAAGUUGGCAUGAAAGCCUGGCAAGAAUUAUUCCUGCCCAUAAUUGAGUUAAAGAGCUACACUAAAUAUAUAAUAACAUAUUUAUCUAAGCUCUUGGAUAGGCAUGGUAAAAUGGAUGCAACCAAAAUAAGCCAGGAACAACUCUUUGCUAUGUUCGAUUUGGUAAACAAUAAGAAAAACAGUUUAUCCAAAGAGUUUGCAAGUGACCUUAUUCAACAAUUAAGUAAAUAUAAGGACGUAUUUUUCAACAAAAGUGGAAAUAAAUUGCAAGUUACAUUUAACCAAAUUAUGAAAAAAUUGCCCAAUCAAUACCUAAGCGGCAACAGCCUGGAUCCUUACAAUAGAGUUCUGGUUGCCAGUUUGGUUGAUUGUUUGAGACGAGACGACUCCUGUAAUGCAACAUGGAGACAAUUAUUCCACAAAUGCACUAAACAGUCUGCUACUCUUCUAGAUUUUAUUAAUAGCAACUGGACUGAAGUGAGCCCAAAACUGAGACUGAAAUCAUUGAAAACUACGGUGCUACAAUAUAAAGAAAUAAGUAAAGAUGCGUUAAAAGGGAAGAAGAAAGACGAAACUGUUGUUAAGGCUGAUAAAAUAUGCCAGGAUAUUCUAGAUAGAAUGACAAGUACUAGAAGGUUCCCUUGGCUGUGGGCCAGCUUUGUGUUGCUGGUGGGCAUUGCUGGUUUGAUCGCUUACGAUGUCUCCAAAGCUGGAGGCAACUUCCCCAAAAGUACAACAGGUAGAUUUAUGAAUGAUAUUGGUGUGCUGGAGCACAGCCAAAAGGCCUGGCAGAAGACCUUAUCAACAACAGCCCGUGGAUACAUUUGGCUUGAGACAAAUACUCCGGUAUAUUACGUCAAAACCGUUGAAGUCUGUAAACCAUACUUGCAAUUAUCUAAAGAUGUGUUAAUACUGACAAUGAAGAAGGUCUGCAUUUUGUAUGAAAAUAUGAGAGAGUACAUAAAUGAAAAGACUCCAGUAGUUGUAAAAACAAUAGACCAAUAUGCCCCCGGCUUAAUUGAUAAUAUCCAGUCUUAUGCAUCAACUGGUUUUGUCACUGUGAAGAAAUAUUUGACGGACUAUUAUUUCUUGACGGCUGAAUACUUCAAGACCAAAGUGUUUGUAGGCGAGUGGGCACCCGAGAUCUUACAGAAUAAGACGCAGCUAGCGUUAAACGCGACAAAGUUCCACGUGUCGUCGUACUUCCACUGGUUCAGAGAGCAAGUGCAUGUGUACUCGGAGAUACCUUGAAGUAACGGUAUGUAAAGACUCCUAUAUCACAAGUGCAGAUAUAUGUGUUCUGUAGAAAUAUCUCAACUGUAAGCGAGUGAAGUUAUAUAUAUUUUUUUUUACAAUGAGAGUAAAUUAUAUGAUGUUACUAUUGAAUAUGUAAAUUGAUGAUUUUUUUUUAAACAAAGGUAAUAUGAAGUGUUGUGUAGUUUCCAUUUUUACGAUCGAAAUAUUGUUGUGUUUUUUUUUUCUUGUAUACACAUUGU